Messenger RNA from Melitaea cinxia (Glanville fritillary), 3104 nucleotides. RefSeq lists its product as uncharacterized. Lineage: Eukaryota; Metazoa; Arthropoda; Insecta; Lepidoptera; Nymphalidae. Bases 175 to 2895 code for a protein of 906 amino acids. The record is from RefSeq and is a predicted model, not a curated record. The transcript has 8 exons.
GUUUGUCUUUGGACACCGACAUUUUACUCUUUACUCUUGACUCUUACAGUUGUCGGAAAGCGUCGCGGACCGUGCUAAUUAAUUAUUAACUUCGAUUUGACAAAACCCCUUAGGUUUCUUUCUUUAGUCAUUAGAAAAAGGGAAAAACAGUACAUUAAAUAUCUACUUAUAAAAAUGAGACGUAACCGAGGCUAUAAUAACCCCCAGCCGUCUUCCGAUGGACCUCUACUGACAACUCAUCUUCGUGACUUGGACAUAGAACUGGAGUUAUUGAAGCGUAAGCGAGACAUAAUCCAGCAGGAGCAAGAAAUGCUCAACAGGCUCGAAUCAAAGAGGCAGUAUGAUUAUGGGCAGUCCUCUAAAAGUUACAAUCGUGGAGAACCUAAUAAUUAUCAGUUUAGUACAAAUAACUAUUCCGAUAGGUAUGAUGGUCCUAGCAGGUCUGGUAAUUUCACCAUACCUCAGGGCCCCAAACGCCAAACACCAAAUCAAUAUUGGGCACCAGCCACUACUAACAAAAACUUUACAACUGCACCAAGAAUCAACCCUUGGCAAACUUCAAUACCAAAACAUAAUACAGGGUAUUCUGCACCAAAACAAAAUACAGGGUAUUCUACACCAAAAAGGUUUCAGUCCCAACAACCCCAUCCCAGAAAUGUUUCAAAUCCCAUAAGACCUCUUAUGAGCAUUCAGCCUAGUAUUAGCCAAAAAAUUCAAAGGAAAUUUCCACCUCGCAAAGAUUUCAAACCUUCAAAAGUGUCCAAACCUAAACCCCAACAGGCUCCAAACAAACUCGCCAAUUAUUCUAAUGACAUAGCUAAAAGUUUAGUUUCCAAAGUAGUUGAUACUGAUGUUGAUAAGAAGGCUGAUUUUAGCCAAAUCUUAAGGGCUGAUAAAACACCAACGGUUCAAAUGAAGGGACGAUUGGAGUUGGCAUUGGGUACGAUCAUGAAAGAUAUUAAGUCUGAACAUUGCACCACUCCUGGCGAUCUCGAAUAUUUCAAUGCUAGUUUCGUACAACGUCUGAUAAAGCAUACCAUUCGAACUCGUAUAAGGAACGUAAUGCUCGAUCAAGUCGUUGGCAAUGUUAGCGAUAUUGUCGCUAACUAUCGCAAGAAAUAUCCGAAGAAUACAGACAUUGAAUUAGUGCAAAUAGCCAAGGAUGCCCAAGGCUUAAGCACUAAGACAAUAGGUCUCACACAGCUUAUAGAAUCAGAUGAUCCAGAAGAAUUUUACAAGAAAAACAUGGCAAAAACAUUGACUAGCAAAUUGGAAGAAAUGUUCCAAAAUCUGGAAAAAUUGUACAUGAAUAAAGGAAAAGGCUUGGAGGAACUGGCUAAAAAUAUGCCUGAGCCGAAAAAUAUUGGUAAUGAACAAAACGAAACUGAGGACAAGGGUGCAAACAAUGCUGAUGAACAAAAAGAUAAUACUGAAAAUGUUAAAGAUGAUGACAUUGCAAUAGUUGAACCUGUCUGUGAGCAGUUUUCAAAAAUGAAGUACUAUAAAGAUUUUAUGGACGAACUUAUCGAAGCUAGACUACCCAAAAUAUUACCUAAAUUUAAAGAUAUGCUAUUGUCAAUCAUGCUCAUGGACAGAGAAUUCUUAGGUAAAAAAGCUCUAAUUGUAACGGAGUUGAAGAAGAGGACAGGAAGAUACAUAAAGCCUAAUCAACAUAUAGUAGAUGAGGCAAAUCAAGAACAAUCAACUAAAGCAAAUGAUACAUCAUUGACAUCUAAUUCUAAUGAAUCUACAACUGCAACAGAAUCUACAACUGCAACAGAAUCUUCAACUGCAACAGAAUCUACAACUGCAACAGAAUCUACUACAAUUAUCUCAUCCGAAACAACUUCAGAACGUACAAAAGAAUCAAGUAUUACGACUCCAAAAAAAUCGGAAGUUGCAAAUAACUUAGUUUCAUCACCAAAAUCAUCACCUUUACCUGAAAAUACUUCAGUGAUACAAAGUGAAGUUCUUGCAAAAGACAAAGUACCAGCUUCUCCUAAAACACCUGCAUCAUCAGAAGUGUAUUAUGUUAAGUUGAUCAGUCGUCCAGCUCUGCCGGCUAGAGCAGUUAUCUACGAUUUUCUUAAUCAGUUUAAUCCAACAUCAAUCAAGAAACACAAAAGCAUCAGCAAUCUCCUUGUCAUUGGUUUCAAAAACAUUGAAGAUUACAAUAAAAUUCUUGCAGUCAACGAAUCUGUUGUUGAUAAUGCGACUAUUGUAAUUAAAGCCAGCGAAAAUCAAGUAAGCAAACCAAAAGAAGCUACACCAUCUGAAAGUGACAGUAAUGAACAUGGUGCGAACACCCCCAACCAAUCAUUGCUUAAUAGCAGUCUCAUUAGUUCAGAUCUAGAAAACCAGAUAACGGAUUUACUAAGCACAAUCAGAAAAACUGAAGAAGUAGCACAAUCAAAUGACAAUAAGAUUAGUUCAGAUAAAACACCAAAAACUGAUGUAGAUUUAGUGGCAAAUGAACCAAACAGUGACAAAGAUAAAACUGACCAAGAGCUUAAUACAGACUUGACUACAAUUGGAAAUGUUAAUGCUGGAAAUAAAGAGUCAAAUGACUAUGAAAAAUCAAAACAAGAAGCUCUGGAAAAUGCGAAUACAACUGAAAAAUGUGAUACUCAAAACACAAACAAUUAUAUUGACAGUAAUAAAGAUGAUAACUCAAAAGAAGAAGAUGCCAAUCAAAAAGAACUUGAAACGAUUGCAGAAGAUACAGAAAAACAUGAUUUUGAAAAAGACAUAAAUUCAAAAGCUGAUGACAGGAUAAAAGAUAAUUUAAAAGAAUCUGGCAGAUCGACACCGACCAGAAGCUCAUCACGUUUAGCCAACGUUACUCCUAGCACCAUUAGGACAAGGAGAGCUAGUCGUUUUGCACAAAAUAACUAACACACAGUCAACUCAAGUUAAAUUUUACAGAAAUAGCAUUACAAUUAAGAACAAGAUUAGUUCUAAAAAAUUAAUUCAUUGCAUUGAUAGGUUUUUAAUGUGAAAUAAACCCGAACCUUUGAUUGAUGACUUUACUCAAUAUUUGUUUUAAAUUUGAAUGAUUUGAAAGUUUUUUUUUUUUAAUGUAAUAAAAUUAUAUCAGUAUCAAA